GACGAAGUCGAUGACCAUUGACCAUUAACCAUGAUCUUUUCGCUGUACAUCAUCAACAAGGCCGGCGGUCUAAUCUACCAGCGCAACUUCACGGAGCCUGAGAAGGGCGGGUUGGCCAAGUUGUCGUCAAACGACUACCUCGUCCUCGCCGGAACUUUCCACGGCGUCCACGCCAUCACCGCACAAAUCUCCCCCCUCCCCCACUCCUCCGGCAUCGAAUCCCUCGAAACAGAAAACUUCCGCAUCCAAUGCUUCCAAACCCGUACAGGCACGAAAUUUCUCCUAUUUACCGAACCACGACAACCGAAUUCGGAGAGUGUGGCUCGGAGGGUGUAUGAGUUGUACACGGAUUAUGUUAUGAAGAAUCCGUUUUAUCAGGUUGAGAUGCCCGUUAGGUGUGAGAUGUUUGAUAGACACCUCGCAGCGUAUCUUUCCUCAGUAUAGUCGUCGGAGAAGGGUAUGGGGAAAGAGGAGAAAAGGAAGUGGGUACAACGGCGUCAACGGAGUUCUAUCUUGUUUUUCCAAAAGGGUCACUAUUAUUCAUUCACAUAUACCAAAGACUCUUGAGGAUUAUGAAAUAUGCGUAUGAAAGCUUCCAAACGUGCAAGAACAAGAAUCAUCAACCCGAUCGCGAAAGCAAAAUCCAAACAAUUGCAAAACGAGACAAACGCUCACAAU
This is a messenger RNA of Saitoella complicata NRRL Y-17804, 678 nucleotides long. Its product is annotated as Sybindin-like protein. NCBI's taxonomy places the organism in Eukaryota, Fungi, Ascomycota, Saitoellomycetes, Saitoellales, Saitoellaceae. The transcript is spliced from 3 exons. Gene Ontology annotation, cellular component: TRAPP complex. The record is from RefSeq and is a predicted model, not a curated record. Gene Ontology annotation, biological process: endoplasmic reticulum to Golgi vesicle-mediated transport. The coding region runs from base 31 to 444 and encodes 137 amino acids.